UGCUUGCUGUUUGUAGUUUUCAACAAAUGGAAUUACUGCAGAUUGAGUCAAACAUGCCUAAAGCAAAGAACACCCUUCGGAAGCUCUACCUGCUCGCUUGUAUCUGUUUCUUGCUGAACGUUGUCUACGUUCUGCAUCAUUUAUGGAGCCACGGUGGUGUCAUGUCCAGAAUUAAUAUUAACAAACUUGAAGAAGCUGGGAGUGAAUUUGCUAAACCACCUAUUAACGAGGUACGCCAUGCCAUGGGAACCGGUUUAACAGAUCACGAACCGGUUAAAGCUGACGAGGGUGAAGAUAGUCACGGUAAACCCCACGGGAAAACAGGAGAGUCUAAAUUAAUUUCCAAAGAGGAGAGUGAGAAGAAUAAAAAGAUGCUGGGGAAGUUGGAGGAAGACGCAGCUGCAAAUAAUGAGCAAAAACUUCGAAAUGAGAAGAUUGAUCAAGCACAGGAGAACCAAAUAAUGAUGAGGAAAGGAUUAGACAUGAAGAUGAACGUCACAAAACAAAGAAGGAAGAUGCCGUACUUCAACAACACACGGGCUGGCGAUGAAGGCGGGCCAGGAUCGAUGGGAGAGGGUGUGGUCAUCACCGGCCUGUCUGCUGCCGAUCAGAUGCGUGUGGACCACGGGAAACAUGACCACGCCUUUAAUGAAUUCGCCAGCUCCAAGAUGUCACUGCAUCGGUCGUUGCCUGACGCUAGAUUCAAAGAAUGCAAGUCAUUGAAGUAUCCACAAGAUUUACCUAAGACAAGUAUAAUCGUGUGCUUCCAUAACGAGGCUUGGUCCACACUUCUGCGCACUCUCCACAGUGUUCUUGACAGGUCGCCAUUGCAUCUGAUCCACGAAAUCAUCUUUGUGGACGAUGCGAGCAACCUCGAGCAUCUGCGAGAGCCGUUAGAGGAUUGUAUAUCAUUGAUUCACGAGGUGCGGAUACGAAUCAUACGAUCCAAGGAACGAAUAGGAUUGAUCCGUGCGCGCAUGCUCGGUGUGGACGUCAUGCAGGGUGAAAUUAUCACCUUUUUGGAUUCCCAUGUCGAAGUGAUGAUAGGCUGGCUUGAGCCUCUACUGGCCAGGAUAUCUGGAGAUCGGAAACGAGUUGUCAUUCCCAUCGUCGACGAAAUCAGCGACACCAACAUGAAGUAUAAAGUGAUUUCAGAGCCCUUGCAAAGGGGAGGUUUUAACUGGAGAUUCCAAUACCGAUGGGUCUCGGUACCAGACUACGCCAGCCGUGGAUCGAAAGCUGACCCGAUCAGAACCCCGACCAUGCCCGGAGGUCUACUUUCCAUGGAGAAGAAGUUUUUCACCGAGCUUGGAAGCUACGACCCCGGAAUGGAAAUUUGGGGAGGGGAGAAUCUAGAAGAGUCUCUCAAGAUCUGGAUGUGUGGUGGUAGCAUAGAGAUGAUUCCAUGCUCACGUGUGGGUCACAUUUAUCGAUCUCGCUCACCCUAUGCGUUCCUUGGGAAGAAACCAAUGGAUGUUGUGGAAAGGAACGCUAUACGAGUCGUUGAGGUGUGGACUGACGACUAUAAGGACAACUUUUACAACCGUCUUCCGCACCUGCGCAGAGUGGACUUCGGUGACGUCAGUGAUCGACGCAAGUUGAGGGAGCGGCUUCAGUGCCACAGUUUUGAGUGGUAUCUUCAGAACGUAUACCCGGAGAUGUAUGUGCCCAAUAUGAACGCAGUGAUAAAGCAUUCAGCUGCGGUUGCAAGCAGCUUGGGAUUUUGUCUGGACUCAAAUGAUCAAAAUGGACAGACGGGCAAGAAACUCAUCGUGUGGGGGUGUCACGGACAGGGCGGUAACCAGUAUUUUGAACUGACAGACAAGGGUCAAAUGAGGAAUGACGAACUCUGUCUGGAGCCUGAUAUCCUCGAUCGUUUUGUCUUACUGGAAAAGUGCAGCUCGUCUGGCGACAGACUAACACGGCAAAAGUGGGAGUUUGAUGGCCAGACAUUGAAGCACGUUAAGUCCAGGAACUGUCUACAUUUGGACAAACCAGUAAAGGGAUCUGAAGUCGAAGCGAGAAUGUGCUAUCCGAAUGAUCCUAAGCAGCACUGGUCAUUCACGUGAUUUGAGUCCACGCCAUGUUACAUAAUAAGCCAUUUGUCAGUUAGAUUUGAAGAAUGUCUGGUACAAUGACUUGCAUUAGUCACACAUGUACCGCUUACAUUUAAAUUCCUUAGACUUUAGAGACAAUUGCUAUGUCAAAAUGGUUCGGGUCAAGCUUUUGUAAAGGAAUUACUCCAGAUGAGCAAACCCUGAGACCAUUAAACAUCCAUUCAGAGUUGUGUAUGUGUGUUCACCGUCUCUAACGUAGUUUACGCAAAAGCCUUCCCCCUAAUCAGGUGACAUAUAGCAAAUGUCUUGGUAGUCUGAGGAAUUCACAUUUUUAGUGGUAACUUGUGAUUUAGCACGUCAUUGUACUAGAUAAUAGUUUAAAGAAACACGUUGCCUUUGAUCGGACGAGUUGGUCUUUGUAAAGCGUUCCAAACCUACGUGGUUAGAAGUACGAGUUGGUCGAGUUGGU
Molecule: messenger RNA, 2526 nt
Organism: Asterias rubens (European starfish)
Lineage: Eukaryota; Metazoa; Echinodermata; Asteroidea; Forcipulatida; Asteriidae
Product: polypeptide N-acetylgalactosaminyltransferase 13-like
Exons: 11
Coding region: 27-2069 (680 amino acids)
Cellular component (GO): Golgi apparatus
Source: RefSeq, a predicted model, not a curated record